UGUAUGCUCAUUUCAUUGUGGACACGCCUGUGCUUGUGUUGGAACAAGCUCUGUGGAGGCGUAAUCUCACAGGGGAGACUCUCUCCACCUCUGUGCAGGAUCCGAGAACAAGAAAUUUGACGCUGCUGUCCAACACAACCCAGGCAUUUAACUCCAAAAGCCAAAGAUGCCAGAAACCGCAGAGGCUGUGUCAGCCACUCUCACCACCAACAGAAACUGCACCAUAGAAAUAACCAAUGUCAGCGGUAGCUACUGCCUCAUCAACCCCAAGGUGUACAUGCGGAGUGGCUUCUGUCACCACCCGCCCCAGCCCACAGUGCGCACCACCAAGACUGAAGUGUGCUCCUUCACCAAGGACGACAACACGGCCACUGGCGCUGUUGGCCUGCUGACCUACGACCUGUUCCAUAUGCAGAGCCGGGUUUGCUCUGAGCGCAUGGCCAUCAUGUUCUCCGUGCCCUUUGACCACAACCUGUACAAGAACCGGCUUGCCAUCGGCGUGGUCGAGACUUCCCGUGCCUGUGACAAACAUCUGUACGACCAGCUGUAUGACGGGAAAGACCUCAGUAACUUCACCCGCUCUGACACAAAUGGCUCUGGGCUGGAAUAUAAAGCAACAUAUGUUGAUUUGAGGGCUACGAUGUCUACUAUCGGCAGGGCCAUUGUUAAAGUGGAGCUCUACGAUAAAAUGGGUCGUUAGUGUGUACUGAUGGGCUGUUUUGUUUUUUUGUUUUUUUGUACUUUUGUACCCACAGAAUAAAUAAACUUCAUUUGAUUUGACUACUAUUACAUGUUGUCAUCCAGAAAAUCAUCCAGAGGAGAGGAAGACUGAUUUUGCUGUCAUCUGUAUUUUGUGUCUGCUGAAAGAUAUCAAUAUCUGACAGCCAGCUCAUUGAUUCUCCAUUAGCUUAUUCCUUGGGCUUAUGUACAUCAUACACUCCCUAUUGUUUGAUUAUGGUAAUAAAACAUUAAAAUGCAA
This is a messenger RNA of Lates calcarifer (barramundi perch), 979 nucleotides long. RefSeq lists its product as uncharacterized. Gene Ontology annotation, molecular function: channel activity. The record is from RefSeq and is a predicted model, not a curated record. The transcript is spliced from 3 exons. NCBI's taxonomy places the organism in Eukaryota, Metazoa, Chordata, Actinopteri, Centropomidae. Gene Ontology annotation, biological process: monoatomic cation transport; cytolysis in another organism; pore complex assembly. Gene Ontology annotation, cellular component: pore complex. Bases 167 to 700 code for a protein of 177 amino acids.